AUGGAAGAUAUUCACAAAACCUUGAAGCAUAGUCUUGAGUCUUUAGGACAAAAGCACACCCACCUCAUGGCUGCCUUCUGCCUCUAUGGUGCAUACACGGUGGGAUCCACUGCCCUCAGCUGGUCUUGGAGGUUGUUCAAGACUUUCCUGAGACCUGGCAGAAACUUGUUCAAGAGGUAUCAAGGAGGAUAUGUGUUAGUCACCGGAGCCACAUUCGGCCUUGGCCUCGAAUAUGCCAGACAGUUUGCAGACAAGGGCUUCAACUUAGUCUUGGUCGCCAGAAAUCAAGAGAAGUUGGAUGGUGUAAAGAGAAAAUUCAAAGAAGAGUUUGGAGACAUCGACAUUAAGUUAAUUGUGUUUAACUUUGACAAACCUUACACUGCUGAGGGCUACCAACCUCUCAAGGAUGCACUUGAUCAAAUUGAAGAUAUAUCUGUCCUACUUAACAACGUGGGUGUUUUUAAAGCAGAUUACUUUAAGGAGCUUGAUUUCGGAAUGAUCAAAACAAUACUCCAAGUCAACCUUGUGCCUCAGACGAUUAUGCCAAAGUUUUUGCUUCCUAAACUUCUUGAAAGAUCAAAGGAACAGGGUAAAAGGACUGUUAUUAUUAAUAUCAGCUCGGUCAUUCAUUACGCUCGUCGGAAAUGAUCAUCUGUUUGAUCAGCUACAAAGUGUUUAGUAAGACUCUUUCAGAUGUGCUAAGAAAAGAGUAUGAGAAGUACAUUGACAUCAUGGCUGUGCUCCCAGGAAUCACUAAUACUCAUAUGGUUAACAUAAAUGCUCCUUUCUUCCUUCAGUCAGAACAACAUGUAAGAUGGACCCUUAGCGAUCUUGGAUACAACAGCCAGACCUUUGGCCACUAUAAGCAUUGGAUUUAUUGAAACGCCUACAGACUCCCUGGCUUUGAUACAUUUUAUACAAGAUUAAGACUGAGAUUACUUGCUCAACAGAAGAAAGAGCAG
Molecule: messenger RNA, 962 nt
Organism: Moneuplotes crassus
Lineage: Eukaryota; Ciliophora; Spirotrichea; Euplotida; Euplotidae
Source: the annotation of a GenBank genome assembly